GGUGCACACUGUCUUACAACAGCUACCACAGUCCUAGCACUAUCUCACCAGGAGUCAGCUAUGAAUUAUCAUCAGCAGGUUGAAGAAAUUGUGUCCACUGCCAAAUUCGGGGACUUGAUUGAAUUUUCCUACCCCAUUGGAUAUUCACACUGGGGGGUGUAUGAUGGAGAUGGACAUGUACUCCAUUUUGCUGUUGCAGAUGAGGGUCAACUGAUGACCAGUGUACGUACUUACCUGCAAUCAAUCUUGCCUGUAUGUGGGGACCUUCUUCUUGGGGAGACCCGGAUCCGCAGAGUGCCUCUCGGUGAGGUGAACGUCCCAAAAGGAGCCCACGUCUUGAUCAGUAACAACCGCCAUGCCUUCACGCCAUCUGCACCUGAGGACAUGAAGUUACGGAGUAACACCCUUCUUAAUCGGGACUUCCCGUAUGAUCUUUUCGGCCUCAACUGUGAGCAUUUUGCCACUUUUGUACGCUACGGAAAAGCUGUGUGCAACCAG
Messenger RNA from Morone saxatilis (striped sea-bass), 498 nucleotides. RefSeq names its product phospholipase A and acyltransferase 2-like. The record is from RefSeq and is a predicted model, not a curated record. Gene Ontology annotation, molecular function: A2-type glycerophospholipase activity; glycerophospholipid phospholipase A1 activity. Gene Ontology annotation, cellular component: cytoplasm. NCBI's taxonomy places the organism in Eukaryota, Metazoa, Chordata, Actinopteri, Moronidae. Gene Ontology annotation, biological process: N-acylphosphatidylethanolamine metabolic process.